This is a messenger RNA of Vicugna pacos (alpaca), 240 nucleotides long. Its product is annotated as beta-defensin 105-like. Gene Ontology annotation, cellular component: extracellular region. The record is from RefSeq and is a predicted model, not a curated record. Lineage: Eukaryota; Metazoa; Chordata; Mammalia; Artiodactyla; Camelidae. Gene Ontology annotation, biological process: innate immune response.
AUGGCCCCGAGCAGGAAGAUGUUUUAUUUUGUCUUGGCCUUUUUCCUCAUUCUGGCUCAAUUUCCACCAGGGUGCCGGGCAGGACUCGAGUACGUCCAGCCAUUUCCAGCGGGUGAGUUCGCUGUUUGCGAGCCGUGCAGGCUCGGGCGGGGCAAAUGCAGGAAGAUGUGCACCGAGGAGGAGAAGGUCAUUGGAAGCUGCAAGUUGAACUUUGUGUGUUGCCGGCGGAGGAUGGGGUGA